Molecule: messenger RNA, 2190 nt
Organism: Gadus macrocephalus (Pacific cod)
Lineage: Eukaryota; Metazoa; Chordata; Actinopteri; Gadiformes; Gadidae
Gene: foxi3b
Product: forkhead box I3b
Exons: 2
Coding region: 242-1408 (388 amino acids)
Biological process (GO): anatomical structure morphogenesis; regulation of transcription by RNA polymerase II; cell differentiation
Molecular function (GO): RNA polymerase II cis-regulatory region sequence-specific DNA binding; DNA-binding transcription factor activity, RNA polymerase II-specific
Source: RefSeq, a predicted model, not a curated record
GUGACCUCUCAGACAUAAAACAACGUCAAAGAGGCAACACAUUUCAAGGGAGUCAGAGAGCUCGAGGAGAUUAGUGAGCUCUGUAAACGCCGUAGCCUUGAGAAGAUAGGCUACUUUUAAACAUUGCACAGAAGACUUUCUAAGACCUUCCUUUUGGAUCAGAAAAAAAGGAGACAAACAAAGGACCACCCAGGGUAAAGUAAAAAAAAAGAAAGAAGUGGCGGGUGCAAACUCUGUCUUGAUGUCUUCAUUCGAGACCCAGGGCCAGUCUCCUCUGCGUUGUGGCCCCCAGUUCCCAAACCUGGGCCAGGAGCCCCCAGAACUCAGCAUGUACAGUGACUGUUACUACCCUCCUCCCUCACUGCCGAGCCCUCAGCGCACCACUCCUUCCUCCUACGACCUCGGCGACUAUGCCGCGUCUUCCCCAAACCCUUACCUCUGGUUCAACGGCCCCGGGAUCAACACAACGCCUUACCUGGCCGCCACUGGCCCUCCGGGGAACCCCGGGCCCCCGUUUGUGCCUCAACACUACGGCAUGCAGCGGCCCUACCUGGGCCCCAACGGGGCUGGAGGCCCGGGGGGCGAGCUGAGCUGGUUCUCCCUGCCUUCUCAAGAGGACCUGAUGAAGCUGGUGCGACCGCCGUACUCCUACUCUGCUCUGAUCGCCAUGGCCAUCCACGGAGCACCGGACAGGAGGCUGACCCUGAGUCAGAUCUACCAGUACGUGGCGGACAACUUCCCCUUCUACAACAAGAGCAAGGCGGGCUGGCAGAACUCAAUCAGACACAACCUGUCGCUCAACGACUGCUUCAAGAAGGUGCCCAGAGAUGAGGAUGAUCCAGGCAAAGGCAACUACUGGACACUGGACCCCAACUGUGAAAAGAUGUUUGACAAUGGAAAUUUCCGUCGCAAGAGGAAGAGGAAAUCAGACACUCUCUCCGCCGAGGGGGGCGCAGGGGCGUCCGAGUCGGUUGACAGCGGGCGAGACAGCCCCAAACAUUCCGGAAACUCUUCUCUCGAUAUGUCCGACAGCCCGGACAGAAUCCCUUCCCCUUCGUCCUCAGGCCCCACGCCGUGUUUGAGCAGCUUCCUGUCAGAGAUGACGGGGGUCUCCGCCAUGGCGGUCAACGAGCUGGGGGGGGGCGGCCUCCCCCGGCCGCUGCAGCUCAACCUGUCCAUGGAGGUGCCUCAAAGGGCAGCGUCGUCCGGGGUCUUUGGUGGCUACUCUCCGGGCUCAGGGCCGUCGGAGUGGGCAGCCACGCUGCCAGUGCCCCCCGCACUGACGUCCUCCCCCACUCACUCUUCCCUCGGGUUCAGCAGUCCCAUCCUCAGUCAGUUCAAUGGGCAUUUCUACCCGGGGCUGGGUUCAGCGGGAAUCCUCUACCCACGCGAGGGCACCGAGGUUUGAGAAGACAUGGAGCAGGAAUAUCAGGUUACUGGAGCGACUUCGAUUAACCAUUGACUCUCUUGAUUAUUCACCUUUAGGUAAAUUGUGUUUCAGGCAUUUAACCAGGAGAAACAAAUGCAUGUUUAGCAGAUGAAAAAAACACACACAUUGGGCAAACAUUUUUGUCUUGUUUGUGUGUCAGGUUGUGUUUUUUUGCGCUGACUGAGACAGUUGAGUUCACUAUAGCGUGAGACAGCAGGGUGGGAACCUUGUGUUUCCCAUAGGAAAGGCUGAAUCAGCUUCUAGACCAUACAAAGGACACGCUCAAAAAUCCCAGGCAACCUGAUUAUCUGGUCUUAAAUCAUCUUUUUUAUUCUGACACAAGCUUGUUUGCAAUCAGAUCUGACUCAUUAUUAAACCAAUCUUCGAUCAGUGCUCUUGCUGACAUUGUACCAUUCCAACGUUUCUGCUCUCUGCUUUUGAUCUAGCAUAAAGAUGUUAUUCAACACCUAUGGGAAAAUGUAGGCAUGAUUGCAAGGUAGUUAACAUGGUACGACCAACAAGGAAAACAUGUCAGCAUUGCUACCAAUCACUAAUUUGAUAUGCAAUCAAUACAUGAUAUACAAUCUAAAAAUCUUAUCGAAAAAACGGAUGGAUUUUGUCUGUAAAUAUGUAUGUGUUUUUUAACAUUGACUACACAUUUAUAUUGUUGGAUUUGGGGGUGAUUUACUUGUACAAAAUGGCAAAGUAUUGUAUACACUGUGUGUUUUUGAUAUUAUUAAAAAAUGUUCUGGAACUCUGAA